AUGGCGCGCAAUUAUCCGGCCGAUACGAGGGCUCAGAAGGUGUACGAGGAAGUAUUUGAGAAGGAGCUGGUAGCUCAACUGCGAUACUUCUACCAGCAUAGAGGCGAGAUGGAGGGGCAACUGACAAAUUUCGACACGACACCCGCUGCUGAACUUCGACGACGGAGGGCGAAGAUAGUGUCAGACAGCAUUCUAAAGCAGUUUCUUGAAAAAAAACCAGAGCCCGAGGAUAGCGAAAGCGUAGCGGAGAAACAGACACCGACUGGCCUGCCUAAAGAGCCUGAGGAGCGACGAGCAUUUAUGGAUCUUAAUGAAAUGGCACCUGUCGAUCCGGAGCUUAGAAAACUUAUCUACGAAGGCAUCUCACAUGAAUCUAAGGGCAGGUGAGUAACGAAGACAAUCUGAGUUUUAAGACGAAAUGUAAAGUAAGUUGGUGAUUGCCCAUAUCACAGGAAAUAACAGGCUGCGUCAUUUUUUGCAGGAUUUAAUUCCAACUUAUAACUCUCCCACGUAUCAUCAGACCGUCUCUUAAAUGUACGUUUUAUACGAGAGCAUAUUCCACCUGUGAAAUAACUAAGGUCAACGGCUUCAGCAUUCUAUGUCGAGGGUGUAGACGUUGUCGAUGCAAACAAACAUGGCUCUAUAUGUUUGUGCUCAGAUUUGUGCCUAAGAUAAUCCUCAGGUGUAGAGAUUGGAAUAUAUGAGAAGGGAAAUUUUUUAUCAAGUCAGUAAACAGAAACCGGAUUAAAUAAUAUUCUCACGUUAGAGGCUUCCCAGGGAGGGUCCACAAUCACUCCCACGAAAAACGUGUCGCCUGAAGGUAAGACUAAUAAUAAGUGCCGAAUCAAGCAACAGGUGAACUGUAAACGGAUAUCUGUUAAGGUCGGAUCGGCAGUAGGCAUUGAAGCAAAGAGACGAUCUUUUAAAAGAUAGAAGGCACCAGCCAAAAGGGGCACGGUGUGAAACCAUGAAAUUGCCUACUUUAACGAACUCCGGUGACAUAUACGGCUCGUAAGCGGCAGAAUUUAGUGGUGAUGAAUGCCUGAUGCAAAUCCAAGCGCAUAUGCGCAUUUCCGGUCAUUGGUCACUUCCUCCAUACAUCAACAGAGCGCCGCCGACAUGUAUUCAAAUUAUUUGAUGCCCUAGUUUGCGCCUCUUAAAAAGUUCCUGACAAAUAAAACAUGGAGCCAAACUGCGUGAUAUUUGCCCUUUUUUAUAGCAUCGGACGAACAGUUUACACUUUAGACGGGAUUUAAACGCAUUAGGGAGAUCUCAGGCCAGGUUCAGUGCCCAAAUCGUCCGCAAAAUGUUUUAGUAUUCACCAGGGAGGGUAAGAUAACCAUAAGUACCGCAUCUGUGAUACUUUUUAAGAAGUAUCUGCAUGCAACUACUUAGAAUCCAAUCUGUCGAGCCCCACUCUUCUUCUUCUUCGGUGGUUGUUGUUUGCUGGAAAAUGGGGAGAAUGUGUGUUUAUGCGGUACAUAUGUGUGUGUGGUACAUGUGUGAUUCACCUUCCAGCGUCAACAUGCCCACCGCUCGCCCACCCUGACAGUACCUCCGGCAGUGGCUGGUGUUGAAAAGGACUUGCAAAUUAUUUUCAUUGAGAGCACAGAUUUCUGCAACAAUAACUUCAAUCUCUCAACCUGACCCCACCGUCGUCUAGUGAAGAUACUUGGCUGAAAUGACCGAAGGCUGGCUUAGACUCAGUGGUUGAAUAAGUAGCAGUCCAGCCGUCGUUAGUUGCCUGCGCAGAUUCUUCUCUUACAACAGAACCAGCUAACUAGAGUGGAUGGACAGACCCACCACACACACAACAGACAAAAUGACUGCUGGGAUGUGGCUGCCACAAUUGGCUGAGCUAGACAUCAUUCAAGGAAUAUGGGAAUACAGAGCCGACGGAACAGUUUCAUUAAAAAAAUAUCAUUUAUUGUUAUGUCUGAGGUCUUAUGAGGCAGAAAUCCUCCUUUUGCUAAAAAGAAUUUGACCAUGUGCCUGAAUUUGUUUUGUGAGUGUGAAAAUAUUUUUUUUUUAAAUUACCCUGGCGGCACCAAUUCUACGUUGUAAUAUGGCGUUAGAUGAUGAACUUGAACUCGUCGACAGCUGCACUAGCAAAUCGUGAUUCUGUAUUGGUAACCUUUAAUGCUUACUCGUGAAGUUCAAGUAGCAAUAUUUUAUCUAAAUAAAGAAUUAAAUGCACCUUCCUACUCCCUAAGGGCAAAGUAUCUGAUGGAGCGAGCGCAAAUACCGCCGGACCAGCGCUAUAAGUUACCCGUUGCAUCAUCCAUGAAAUACGGAUGGGAUUUAUCAACCCUCAUGCCGCUGGAGGAAAUAACACAUCCGAAAUACGGGCGAUUGCAGAUAAUCAAGUCGACAUUCUACAAGGAGAAUGGCCUGCCAAUCAAGCACAGAGAAGAAAUGCUAUGA
Messenger RNA from Spirometra erinaceieuropaei, 2424 nucleotides. Lineage: Eukaryota; Metazoa; Platyhelminthes; Cestoda; Diphyllobothriidea; Diphyllobothriidae. The record is from the annotation of a GenBank genome assembly.